AUGGACAAAGAGAUGGGUGUCGCGGUCGUGUUUGACGGCGACGACCAAGAAGAGGGCUCCGACAACGACGAAAUUCGCGACGACGACGAUGACGGAGACGAGCUGAUGCGCGAAGGCAUGCGCUUGAUCGACUGGAUGAUGAACGAAGGAAUCAACGGCGGUCUCGACGACAUUGACGCGUUUUGGUUGCAGCGCGAGCAAGGUGCACACGGCUCAAGCAAGCGCAGUCGAAUGCGGAGCGACUUGCGAUCGAGCGACGGGGCCAUCGAAACCUUCAAAAUCGUGUACAUGCAUGAGAAUACCGACACUCACGGCGCCCAAGUGCGGCGAUCAAACCUGAGCAGUUGCGACGACCUGUGCAAGACCCACAUCAUCGUCGCAAGUUGCUGGGUGACAGACACCCUACUGGUUGGGCUGAUGAUCAAAUCCACUUAUGCCCCGUGUUGGUGGUAA
Aphanomyces astaci is the source of this 453-nucleotide messenger RNA. RefSeq lists its product as hypothetical. The transcript is spliced from 3 exons. NCBI's taxonomy places the organism in Eukaryota, Oomycota, Saprolegniomycetes, Saprolegniales, Verrucalvaceae. The record is from RefSeq and is a predicted model, not a curated record. Bases 1 to 453 code for a protein of 150 amino acids.